UAUUUUUUUUACAACUGCGAUGGGUCUCAGUAAUAGCAAGAAAAAGCCAGAGGCUAGCAUCGCGCCAGUGAACGCGACGCAGUCGGAAACCAACGUCACAACAGUUCCAAAGGCACCUCCAGUGGCUGUCAAUGCGACGCCCGUUCCCAAUUGGAUUAAUGAAUCGCAAUUUGUGGAAAUACUCACCCAAAAUGUACCCCACUUCUCAGAGAUUCGCAGCUUUAAUGCGGAAGCCGCCAUGGGAGCUGGAGAGAACUACGCGACCCUCAUGCUGAGAGUAAAAAUUGAGGCAGAGUUGAAAGAUAAGACGAUAAAACCAGUUUCAUUUAUGAUGAAAGUAGCACAUGACACUGCACAAAUGCAAGAAAUGCUGAAAGUGGCCAAUUUCUUCGAUGUUGAGAAUGAGGUCUACAUAGAUUUGAUACCGAAAUUCGAGGAGCUUUACAAGUCCAAGGGUUUAAAUCUAACCCUUGCACCCCGCGCCUACAGAUUUAAUGAAGGUCUCAAAACCGAGCCCAAACUUAAAAACACCGUUCUCAUGUACGAUCUGGGUCAGGAUGGUUAUAAGAAUGUGAGUCGCGUAAAGGGCCUCAACGUUCAACAGGCCGAGCUGGUGCUCCGAAAACUUGCUCAAUAUCACGCCGCGAGCGCUGCCUACAAAAGCAUUCAUGGACCAUACACAGAUAGUAUUAUGUAUGGCAUGUUUGGAGCAGAUGUUGAAAAGGCCAUGGACAUGUUGAACACUAUGUUUGCAUCUACGCAGAAGGUUUUCCUUGAGAAUGUAAAGAACUAUAGAGACGGCUAUAAAUAUCAUAAGAAAUUGAAAACGUAUUUUGAGAAAAUGCGUGAUAAUUUUAUAUCUCUGGGAAUGGCAAAACCGGAUGAGUUUAAUGUCAUCAACCAUGGAGACUGUUGGGUCAACAAUUUACUUUUCAAGUUCGAUCAGUCUGGAAAUCUGAUGGAUAUGCUUUUUGUGGAUUUCCAGAAUCCCAGAUAUGCCCACCCUGCCACAGAUCUUCUAUAUUUUAUUAUGACCUCAGUGGACAUAAGUUACAAGCUAACUUACUUUGACUAUUUCAUCAAAUACUAUCACGAUCAGCUGGUUGAGCAUCUCAAGCUGCUUGACUACAAGGAGCGUGUGCCCAAGUUGGUGGAGCUGCAAAUAGAGACCUAUAAAUAUGGCAGCUGGGCCAUCAUGCCCUGUUAUAUGGUGCUGCCUGUGGUGCUCCUCGACCCGACGGAGUCGGCCACGUUUGAGAACUUCCUCGGAGAUACCGAAGCGGCAGUAGACUUCAAGCAAAAAAUGUACACGAACAAGCGAUACCAGCAUUGCAUGGAGCAGAUUCUGCAAUGGCUGGACAAUCGGGGUUUAUUGGAGAUCUAGGCCCUGCCAGUCGCUGCUGCACCUUCAAUCGGCCCGGUUGAACAAACCAAAUCCCAAAGCGAUUUGGAUCUGGAUUGGUUAAAUAGUCAAGAUUUUGCUGAGCUAAUUGUAGCUCAAGAGCCCCAAUUCGAAAAGAUUGUUGGAGGAGCCUCGACAACAGCAACCAAGCCCGGGGACAAUUAUGGCGACACACUGCUCAAAGUGAAUAUAGAAGUACAGCUGAAAGACAAAAGUACAAAGAACUAUGAUUUUGUGCUGAAAGUGCAGGCGGAUAGUAGUAUCGCCAACUAUUUUCCUAAGGAGUUGGAGGUAUAUGGAAAAUACGUGCCAGCCUUUGAGCAGCUAUACACGGAAGCAGGGUACUCGAUUCGGCUUAGUCCCAGGAGCUACAGAUUCAACAAGGCAAUCAAGCACAACUAUUUGCUAAUGGAGGAUCUUCGGAGAAUUGACUUUGAGAUGGCGGAUCGCAGACAAGGCCUUGACUUGGACCAUACCAAGUCUGUACUAAAGAAGAUUGCUCAGUGGCAUGCAGCCUCACUUAAAUACAAGGAGCUGAAUGGACCCUAUCCAUCCAAAUACAAUGAUGGAAAGAUUUGCGAAAACUCACGGCAAUUUUUCCAAAAACUCUACGAAUCCAUCGGAGAGGGUUUUGUUAGAAUGAAACAUAACUUCAAGGGCGUUGAGGAAUAUGCCCAUAAGUUGGAUGCCUACUGCAAAGUCUAUAUUGACAGAUGCAUAGAAGAUGCGAAGGUUGAUGAACUGGAGUUUAAUGUGUUAAAUCAUGGAGAUUUGUGGAUAAACAAUGUGAUGUUCCAGCACGAUCAGGAGGGCAGAGUGAAAGAGGUCUAUUUGAUAGAUCAUCAAGCGACAAAAUAUGGCAAUCCAGCACAAGAUCUUUACUUUUUCUUAAUGACUUCGCCAGAAUUGAAUUUGAAAAUCGAACAAUUCGACUAUCUAAUCAGAUAUUAUCAUGAGAAUUUAAUAGAGAACGUUCAAUUACUCAAAUAUACGGGAUUUGUUCCCAACUUGAAGGAAUUGCAAAUAAUUUUACAUAAACAUCCCAUACAUGCUGCUGGCACUGUGAUUGGCCCCUUAUCUCUAUGUCUGAGGGAUCCCAUUGAGGAACUAGAUACCGAUCUACUUGACAAAGACGGCUCAGCAACCGAUGCAAUAUGUGAUCAGCUAUAUAGCAGCGAAGCCUACAAGAAGCAGUUUGAACUCCUGAUGCCGUGGAUAAACAGGCGCGGUCUUUUGGAUAUAUAAGUUUAAUCAACUGUAAAUUUUAUUGCCUUUGGUUUCGAACAAGCA
Drosophila navojoa is the source of this 2692-nucleotide messenger RNA. RefSeq lists its product as uncharacterized. The record is from RefSeq and is a predicted model, not a curated record. Lineage: Eukaryota; Metazoa; Arthropoda; Insecta; Diptera; Drosophilidae.